Ilex paraguariensis (yerba mate) is the source of this 435-nucleotide messenger RNA. Lineage: Eukaryota; Viridiplantae; Streptophyta; Magnoliopsida; Aquifoliales; Aquifoliaceae. The record is from the annotation of a GenBank genome assembly.
AUGAAACAGAGAACUUGUGAUCUUAAGGUUAGGAGAGGUGCAGAUAGAGCAGAGAUUUACAGCCUUGCUUUCUCUUCGACUGCCCAAUGGCUGGCCGCUUCAAGUGAUAAAGGAACUGUCCACGUUUUCAACCUAAAGGUGGAUUCGGGGUCAUUAGUGGUUGAAAGAUCACGUGGUGCAUCCGAACAGAGUUUCUCAACUCCAUCAGCUAUUUCACAUCUCUCCUUCAUUAAAGGUGUGCUGCCAAAGUAUUUCAGCUCAGAGUGGUCGGUGGCUCAGUUUCGCUUGCAUGAAGGUUGUCAAUACACUGUUGCCUUUGGCCACGAAAAGAACACAGUUGCAAUUCUUGGGAUGGAUGGGAGAUUAGAAAGGAAAAGAAUUAGGGAUGAAGGAGAGAAGAAGAAAGGGAUGAGAAGAGAAGAAGAAAAUAAUUAG